ACAAGGGUCUCGCGAGAUAUCGGGGCAAUCGGGGUCGAAGUCUCGAAGUCGAGAAAUUUGGGAUCGAUCUCGCCGAGAGACCAACACGCGAGCGAAGUGAGACACAUAUGAUGUACCGCCGGGAACUGGAUGCGUGUUGUUGUCGGCCGCGUAACGGAGCAUCACCAUCCGAGAAAGCGGAUUCACCAUUCUGCACGCGUCUGUACCCGAGGAGAUAAGGACGCACUCGUAUCAGAUAUACGAUGUAUGAUCGCUCUUUCUUAUCAGAGCAAAGAUAAGAUAAUUGAUCGUUCGAGAGAGGACAACACGUCGAGACGAGUGUUUACGAGAUACUGAUAAGUAACGUGGCACCUGUGGUUCUCCGGAAGAUAAAAAGAAAAGAUUCGCCUUAUUAUUCUCCGUCGUGACAAAUGCGUUGGUAGAGCGACGUGAGGAGUGUUUGAACUAUACAGUAUCUCGCAAAGUCUGCAAGAUGGUACGGAGAAACGGACUUUGGAAGUUAACGCAGCUUCGCGCGUUGAUGAAAAACGUGCAAGCGGGGGGUAUUCGGGACAAGGGUAUUCAGGCGCUGAUUGUCAACGGGGAGGACGCGCAUCAGUCGGAAUACUCGACCGAGCGAGACCAGAGGCGACGCUUCAUCAGCGGAUUCCGUGGUUCCUAUGGCACGGUGGUCAUCAUGCAGGACGCAGCGUUGCUGUGGACAGACGGCAGGUACUAUCAACAGGCUAUGGCAGAGCUGGAUCCACCAGAUGCAUGGACUUUGAUGAGGGAAGGUCUGCUCGACACGCCUACCAUCGCCGUAUGGCUCGCCGCGAAUUUACCCCCAAAGUCCGUGGUUGGAGCAGAUGCCAAUUUAAUAAGUUACACGGAAUGGGCACGAUUGCACACUAGUCUAACCUCUGCCGGUCACUGCCUGAUCCCACUUCCUGAGAACCUGGUAGACAAGGUGUGGGCUGACGAGCAACCGCCGCCGACGGCCAAUGCGGUUCUUCCGCAAUUGUUGUGCUACUCGGGCCAGAGCGCGGGAAACAAGGUGAGACUGUGUCGCGACGCUAUGCAGAAGAACAAUGCGACUGUACUCGUGGUGACCGCAUUGGAUGCGAUCGCGUACCUACUGAACUGGCGAGGCUCCGAUAUACCUUUCAAUCCUGUCUUCUUUGCGUACGUCGUUCUCACCAUGAAAGAUGUACAUAUCUUCAUAGACAGAAGUAGAGUCAGCCAGGAGGCAUUGGAGCAACUGAAGAAUGAAAGCGUUGAUCCAGUCUUUCACCCCUAUGAAGACAUACACAUUUACAUGAAAGACCUCGUAAACUUGUGUUCGGAUCAAGAUAAAAUUUGGAUCAGCAAUAAAUCCAGCUACGCUUUACACGCAGAUUGCGGGGAUAUCAAGAAGCAUACGGAUAUUACGCCUAUUAGCGUUAUGAAGUCGAUAAAGAAUCCUAUCGAAAUAAAGGGUAUGAGAGCGUCGCAUGUGAGAGAUUCCGUCGCUCUUGUGAAAUAUUUCGCUUGGCUGGAGGACAAGAUCAAAAACACGAACGAGUGUAUUACGGAGAUCUCGGGUGCGACGCGGCUGGAAAAGUUUAGACAGGAACAAGAUCACUUUGUUGGAUUAAGUUUUACCACUAUAUCAUCUGUCGGUCCUCACGGAGCGGUUAUUCAUUAUUCACCUACAACAGAGACUGACGUGCCUAUUACAGACAAAGAACUUUAUCUCUGUGAUUCCGGCGCACAGUAUCGAGACGGUACGACAGAUGUAACGAGAACGUUACACUUUGGUAAACCCACAAAUUUCGAGCGCGAAUGUUUCACCAGAGUUUUUAAGGGACAAUGCCGACUAUCAACCAUGACGUUCCCCUUGAAGACGAAGGGAAACUAUCUUGACACACUGGCGCGUGAAAGUUUAUGGAGCGUUGGUCUCGAUUAUCUUCAUGGUACAGGCCAUGGAGUUGGUUCCUAUCUCAAUGUCCAUGAGGAGCCGAUUGGUAUUUCAUGGAAGCCGCAUCCGGAUGAUCCAGGUUUACAACCAGGAAUGUUCUUAUCAAAUGAGCCAGGAUAUUACGAAGAUGGGAAGUUUGGUAUUAGAUUGGAAAAUAUCGAAUUAGUCAUUCCUGCAAAAACGCCUUACAAUCACAAGAACCGAGGUUUCCUGACUUUUGAAACAAUGACGCUUGUACCUAUUCAAACGAGUCUACUCGAUGAGUCAAUGCUUACGGAUAAGGAGAUUGAAUAUUUAAAUAAUUAUCAUGUGAAAUGUUUGGAGGUCUUAAGACCUUUACUACAAGGACCAGAAAACAGCCAGGCUCUUAAAUGGCUCGAGAAACAGACUCUUCCUAUUUCUCGUUGAAGUUUUUAUAAUACUUGAUUUAAUACAAUGAGCUGUAAAAAAAAAUCCUUGAGAAUAUGUAACAUAACAAGAUUGUCUGAUCUAAACAAAAGACACAGUGAGGCAUUCGAGUGGCGUAUACAAAGUAUAUAAUUUUGUGUACACAGAUGAAUAUUAUAAUCCGCCGAAGCACAUUUGAUCUUCCUUAAGAUGACCAUACGUGAGUGAAUAAUAGCAAAAAUAAGAAUAAUUUAAGACUCUUGAUGUACCGUUUAAAUGAGUCGAAUUAAAAAUCCAAUUCUAAUAAAAUCAUUCCGUUUGUAUAAAUGACAAAUAUUUUAACAGAAAAAAAUAUAUGCAUACUACAUUUCAUACAUUUUCUUAUAUUAUAUUCACUUUGCGUAUACUUAUCAUCUCAAGGAAAAGAAUUACAGACGUAUUUUUACUACACAUGUUGAUCAAUGUGUCAAAUGAAUCCAUUGUUAUACAGUUUAUUAUUCAUAUCUUUAUAAUACAGAAACAUGUUAUUUUAAUAAUAGACUUAUAGAUCCAAAAUAGUAUUAUAAGAUACCGAUUGCGUCACAAUUUUAUCACGAUAUAUAUAUUAAAAUUAUGGGAUAUACAUUUUUUAACUAUUUUCUUUAACUAUUUUAACUAUUCUUUAACUAUUUUCUCUUGGUACACAUUGCGUCGUGAUCCAUAUAUAUAUAAAUGUGUGUGUGUGUGUGUGUGUGUGUGUGUGUGUGUGUGUGUGUGUGUGUGUGUGUGUGUGUGUGUGUGUGUGUGUGUUAUAUGCUCACACGAGGAUAUACAUAUACAAAAAAUGCUUCUUUUUAUUUAAAAAAAAGCGUUUAAAAGUUUUGACGAUUUAGCUUGUUUGAAAUGAGCGCGCAUACAGAUAUAUUCAUAACGUUAUUGAUAUCUUCCAUUUUUGGAUUGUUUUUUAAUAUUAGAAACCUUUAAAUA
Molecule: messenger RNA, 3289 nt
Organism: Monomorium pharaonis (pharaoh ant)
Lineage: Eukaryota; Metazoa; Arthropoda; Insecta; Hymenoptera; Formicidae
Product: xaa-Pro aminopeptidase ApepP
Exons: 6
Coding region: 473-2344 (623 amino acids)
Molecular function (GO): metalloaminopeptidase activity
Source: RefSeq, a predicted model, not a curated record